This is a messenger RNA of Symsagittifera roscoffensis, 1047 nucleotides long. RefSeq lists its product as uncharacterized. The coding region runs from base 137 to 805 and encodes 222 amino acids. The transcript is spliced from 2 exons. NCBI's taxonomy places the organism in Eukaryota, Metazoa, Xenacoelomorpha, Acoela, Convolutidae. The record is from RefSeq and is a predicted model, not a curated record.
GUGAUCCAAAACAAACAUCUGUAAUACAAUAUUUCCAACGUUACAUGAAUGUUUGAGCUCAAGUAGUUGGAACCUGAACAAUAAUUAACAAAACGUUAUCAAAGAAAUUAUAGCCAAAGCAGACGUUGUAACGAAAAUGGACGAAGAAAAGAAAUCACCGACUUCAGCCAAACGAGAAGUAACAAAAAAAACCGUACGAGUAACUGUUAUUGGAGACUCAUCGUCUAAUACCGUGGGGUUCCUCAGAAGCGUUCUGACAGGCGCUGGUUCAGCAGUUGCUGUCGAGGAGGCCUCAUCUUUGAAGUUGACAACACAACGCAUCAUCAAAGACGUGUUUCUUAACUCCAAUCAAGCCAAAAAGGGAGUGAAAUCGAUCGAUAAGAAGUUGAAGAAUGUGAAAGAGCAGCAAGUCAGACUCAUCUUGACGGCCGAGACGGAAAAAAAUACAGACAUAGUAGUUCAAAGAUCGGAUGCAGUCAUACUGUUAUUCAAUCUUUGCGAUUCAGACAGUUUACAACGCGCUCUAAGAAUCAAGGAGAUUAUGGAUGAUCAAGGAUUUGCACCAGGUUCGAUAUUGCUUUUUCUUGUGGGCAAUGGUUCAUACGAUGAGAAUGAGCUGAGCAAAAACGAGAUUCAGGAGCUAGACAAAAAACACAAACUUAUCGCUGCUGAAUGCAAACUACAGAAGUAUUUUGAAGUGUCUUCAGUAUCAGGACACAAUAUUACGGGUUGCAUGACAGACGUCAUAAAGCAUGUUCUGUUACAAGAUAACUUUAGUGAUACCACAUGCUUUUCGCAUGUCUGAUCUAGAAUUCUCAUGCAAAGAAAAAGCACCGUACUAUGAAUUUUAUAUUUCAUAUUUGGGUGAGCACACAAAAAUCGGGGGCGUUCAACAGUGCCGAAGUACAACAGUGCCCAAAAAGGCGGGAAUAAUUUACAGGCAUUUUCUAAAGAGAGGGAAAUUACUGGCGCUAAUUAUCAAAGAAAAUCACUCCAAUUUUGGCGCCAAUAUGUCUGCAACUGCAAAGUAAACAAUUAUUUUGGCGC